Molecule: messenger RNA, 3293 nt
Organism: Onychostoma macrolepis
Lineage: Eukaryota; Metazoa; Chordata; Actinopteri; Cypriniformes; Cyprinidae
Product: amine sulfotransferase-like
Exons: 6
Coding region: 1583-2482 (299 amino acids)
Biological process (GO): sulfation
Cellular component (GO): cytoplasm
Molecular function (GO): sulfotransferase activity
Source: RefSeq, a predicted model, not a curated record
AGAAAUAUUUACAUAUUUAUUUCUGUAUUUAAUUAUUUCAUGAUGUAUUUCACGAUUUAUUUAUAUAUUCCAACAUUUAAUUAUUUAAUUUUGAAUAAUUUUGGCCCUCCAUACACACACACACACACACACAUAUAUAUAUACAUACAUAUGUUUGUUUGUUUUUUAUUGCAAAAACUGAACAUUUUUAUCCAGGGUUCAUCUUUUCACUGACAGAAAAGGUUAGUAUUUCAGUGUUAAUGAGCAUGCAAGUAAUAAGUUCACUCAAAAAUGAAAAUAGCAAUUAAUUUCAAGUAAAAUACUUACCUCAUGACACAAUCAACAAGAUGACGAAUAUAAUUUGACUCAUACUGCGAACGGUUUUUGUCUCCUAUUCGUGAAGGCUUUUAUGCAAUACUCUCGGAUGAAACCAAGGACAUUUCCAACAAAGAACAACUUGUGACUUUGCUUCGCUGGGUGGACGACUCAGGCAAAAUUAUUGAGGAUUUUUGAUUUGCCAAAAACAUUUUGACCCAUUGCAAUAUAUCGUCUGAUUUGUCCAGAGGACAGGCAUGGCGGGGUGAAGAUGUCUGGUCACUUGAGAAGUGUCACUGCACUAUUUAAAGACCGCAAUACCGCGACUGUACCCUACAUGUGCAUUGUUUAGCACAUUGCUUAAAUAUAUUCCUUCAAGACACUGGGGAAAAAAAUGUAAGCUGAAAAGAGAUGCAUUGCAAGAAGUGACUUAACUGAUCAAACAGUCUCCAAAACGAAACCAAGCAUUUAGAAGCAUUAAAAAAUGAAAUGAAACCCAACACUCAGAACCCUCUGUCCAAUGAGAUGGACUGUAAGCACUGCUGCAGUCGACAACUAUUCUGUUCUGAUUACCCUAAUAACAGAAAUAACAGCAGAAUCCCAUGAUGAAUUUCCCCAUGCUUCAGUUCCCCAAAAUGACCAGUAGAUGUCAGCAAACACCGUCAAGUUCAAGUCAAGUCCAUAAAUUAUAACUUCAGUAAAAGAUCAUUUCAAACCUAAAACUAAGUCAGUGAGUUGCUAAUGCUCCUGUUUGUUUGCUUUUUAAUGAAGGCAGUGUAGUUUGUGCAUCGAUCUCUAUAAUUGCUUCAUAGUCUUCACAGUUAUCAAUCUAAACAAUUGUUUUUAUGUUGGGGUUAACCCAAGACAAAGCCCUAGAAGUGAACUCUCUGCCCUCAUCUCUUACUUAACUGUGUGACUUUUAUUGUUGUUUUCAAUGUUAGGUUUAAAUUAGGCUUAAGCUAUCCCAUUUUAAGGAACAUGACAAAGAUAAAACACAUGAAAGCUUUCUUUCUGAGCUUGCUGUGCAUUACAGCAGUCUUUGCAUUUAUAUUUGUGAUAUUGUUGGCCUUCGAACUUUACAAUUACAUUUAUGUACACAGGCUGAUAAUACAGAUUUAGAUUAAAGCAACAAGUCCGAAGGUUGGCCAUGAACUAUGCAAAUUUAAAUAAUGCUUUAACUGACUAAGAUCAAGGCUCUUUUCUCAGUGAACUCUGGCCCUGGAUAAGUCAAGAACUUCUCCACUAUUACACUUUUUAGUUUAGUAAUGCACACAUUAAGAUCUCAAACAUGGCUCAGCAGGAAUACAAAAUGCUUGGUGACAAAAUGUUCACCUACAAAGGAACUGUCAUAUCUUUGGAGGACAGUUGUGAUCUUACUCCAGAAUAUAUUGACAGUAUAGCGGAUUUUGAAACAAAGGAUGAUGAUGUCUUUGUUGUUACCUUCCCCAAAUCUGGUACAGUAUGGACCCAAAGGAUCAUGACGUUAAUAUACGCAGCAGAUUUCCCGGACAAAGCCAACCAAAUCACAUACGAGCAGAUGCCCUGGAUAGAGUAUCGGAUAACGGGGAGAGAUUACAACACACGUCCAUCUCCAAGACUCCUCUGCUCCCAUUUACUCCAGCCGCUGAUGCCCAAAAUGCUGCAAAGAAAAGGAAAAGUCAUCUAUGUCAUGAGAAACCCUAAAGAUAUCAUGGUGUCAUAUUUCCAUUUUUCUAACAACAUGAAAAACCUGGAUUCUUCCGAGAGCUUUGAUGAGAUGCUGGAAAAAUUCUUCACAGGAUUCAUGGUUGGUGGCUGUUGGUUUGACCAUGUUAAAGGAUGGAUCACAAAGAAAGACAAAUACAACAUCCUGAUCCUUACUUAUGAAGAAAUGAUCAAGGACCUCAGAUCCGUUGUUGUGAAAAUCUGUGAGUUUGUGGGAAAGAAUCUGUCAGACGCAGCGAUUGAUAAAGUGGUGGAGGCAGCCACGUUCAAGCACAUGAAGAAAGACCCCUUGGCCAACUAUGAAUUCCUUCCUUGGGUCAUCACAGAUCAUUCAAAAGGACUUUUUUUGCGCAAAGGAACAGUUGGGGACUGGAAGAACUCUUUAACUGUGGCUCAGAGUGAAUGUUUUGACCGCGUCUACCAAGAAAGAAUGAAGGACGUACCUCUUAACAUGGUCUGGGACAUCUCAGAAUUGCAUGACUGAAAACUCAAGAUAUAUUAUAUAUUAAAUAUAUUAUAUAUAUAUAUAUAAUUAUUUUUAUGUUCACUUCAAUGGACAUGUAGUCUGAAAAUUUUUUUUUUUUUUUAAAGUACAAAUAUCCCAAUUAGCCUUCUCAGUUUUUUUUUUUUUUCAUUCAGCCCCUUGUUUGUUUACUUUCUGUAAGUAAUUAAUUAAUUCACCUUAUUUACAAAGAAAAACCUUUUACCUUGGUAAAUCUUUUUUAUUAAAAUGAACUCAAUUUAACCAAAAUGCACCAUCCCAGUUGCUCAAAAAAAAAAAAAUGUUCUAUAUUAAUAUUAACAUAUACAUAUACAUAAAUAAAAAAAUAUAAACAUGAAUUCUCCAGCGCAGAGAAAAGAAAAAUGUAAAAAGCCCAAGAUAAAGUCCGAGCAUCACCUUCAGGCAGGGCCGCGUUAUCCUAAUGGGCAACAUGGGCUGCAGCCCAGGGCCUCGAACACUAGGGGGCCCCCCGAGUCAAUUCUCUUUUGCAUCUUAUACAGGGUUGCCAACCAACCACAACAUCCAGCUAGAAAACAUACUAUCUACCUUUUACUAUUUGCAAUAGUUGGACCGAGGCUAUGGAAUAACCUUCCUUUAUCUGUGAAAGCUUCAAAUUCUGUCUAGUUUGAAACUUAAUUGAAAUCUUAUUUUCUUAUCUUGGCUUUUUAAACUUUGUUAAAUUAUCUUUUGAGUUUACUGAUGUUAUUAUUUUUACUGGUUUUUAUUUUAUUUGUACAGCACUGUGGUUAACUGCUGUUGUGUUUAUCAGUGCUUAAUAAAUACAAAUACCUGA